UCAAAUUAUAAGUAUAUCGGUAUCGCUGUGGUUCUGACAACUUAAUAUUUUUUUUUUUUGCGAGCAACACAGAUUAGUUUUAAUGAUAUUGAAUGAAAUAUAAUUAGUCGUCAAAGUGUCAGUUCUAUAUACACAUAUUGUAAUAAUCCAAAAAAUUACGUGGGCAUAUGAUACGCUACUAAAAGUUAAAUCAAAGACUCGUGUGACGCGGUAAAUGGAAUUUCAUAUCACGCGUUUAAGGGACGUUUGAGCAAGCCAUCAACCACUAAAGUCUUGCGGUAUAUUUGUUAAGUAAAUACAGAGUGUGGGAUAUGGAAGCGGCAACAGCCACUAUGGUUGGCGAGCCACAGUUGGCCACUGCCCCAGAAUUGCCUAGCACAUCAUCAGAUGCCGGCAGCAAUGAUAAUGGCAACGACAACAACAAUGCCAUGGAGCGUGUGGACACUGACAAUAUUGGCUGGGCCAAGAAACCCGCUGAGUCCUCAUCGGAGUUGCGCCAUAGGUCAACAUCAUAUUCAUUCACGGGCAGCGCCCUGGCCAGCGGCAAUAUUGCAGAUCUGAAUGGGUCGGCUUCAAAUGAGGCGAACCCAUCGUCGUCAUCAUCAACAACAACAACAGCAGCAACUGCAUCUGCAUCAGCAUCAGCAUCAGCAACAGCAACUCCACCCACUGAUGGCAGCAACAACAACAGCAACGACAAGGAACAAAACGAGGAAUCACUGUACGAGUGCAAUAUAUGCUUGGAUACGGCAAAGGAUGCGGUGGUCAGCAUGUGCGGCCAUCUCUUCUGCUGGCCCUGCUUGCAUCAGUGGCUGCUAACACGGCCAAAUCGCAAGCUCUGCCCCGUUUGCAAGGCAGCCGUUGACAAGGACAAAGUCAUACCACUUUAUGGUCGCAAUAGCACACGCCAAGAAGAUCCACGCAAUAAGGUGCCGCCGCGUCCUGCCGGGCAGCGCUCAGAGCCCGAGCCAGCGCCUGGCUUCCCGGGGUUUGGUUUUGGUGAUAGCUUCCAUGUAUCAUUCGGCAUUGGUGCUUUUCCCUUUGGUUUCUUUACAUCAUCACUUAACUUUGGCGAACCGCGGCCAGCAGCUGCUAAUCGCGGUACCACACAGUACGACGAUGAGCAGACGCUGUCGAGACUGUUUUUGUAUCUCGCCUUUCUAUGCAUCGGCUGGCUACUGUUUGCCUAGCAAUCUCUGGGCAACGCAGCUUUUCAAUUAACAGAACAGGCUCCGCUACAGCAAUAAGGAAAUCACCAACUAAUGCAAACAACAUCAAGAACACUAAAAUUGGCAAACGAAAACAUCAACAACAACAACAAAACAAAGAAAUACCCCGAAGAGAGAAAUCCUCAAAAAUUCAUUGAGUGAGCAGCCUCCAAGCGCUUGAUUCUUGCAGUUAGUGUCCUUGUAAAUUCACGGCAUGCUGUCUUUCAAUUUUAAUACCAACUUUUAACCCUUUUCCUUUUCAACGUAAUUUCCCAAUAUUUUUUUUCGCCUUUUGAUAUUUAGAAAUUGUACCUUUUACAAGUUAUAGUUAAAAACAUCGUUGAUAGGAUUGCUAAAACAAUUCAACUUCAGCCCGCAUCACAUAGAAACGAAUCCUUUCGUAAUGAACUUUUGGACGCAAGCGAUAAUGAAAAUAAUAAUAUAUAUGUAACGAAUAUGAAUUGUAUAAAUUAAAAUUUAAAUAUUUUCAAAACAAAGCAAACAAUAUAUUUUGAAACAAACAAUCCAAUCAGUAAAAAGAAAAGACAAAACGACAAGACAAUUUGAUUUAUAUAAACUUUAUGUGUGCGCGUGAUGUCCAAGUGAAAUUAUUUUACGCAGUUUCUAGCUUUUGCGUUCAAUAUGUAUGUGUAUAUGUAAUAUGUAACAAUAAAAACUAUAGUUAAUGGCAAUGCAA
Messenger RNA from Drosophila mojavensis, 1905 nucleotides. RefSeq names its product E3 ubiquitin-protein ligase RNF185 (gene sordd1). Lineage: Eukaryota; Metazoa; Arthropoda; Insecta; Diptera; Drosophilidae. The record is from RefSeq and is a predicted model, not a curated record. Gene Ontology annotation, cellular component: endoplasmic reticulum. The coding region runs from base 312 to 1190 and encodes 292 amino acids. Gene Ontology annotation, biological process: ubiquitin-dependent protein catabolic process. Gene Ontology annotation, molecular function: ubiquitin-like protein conjugating enzyme binding; metal ion binding; ubiquitin protein ligase activity. The transcript is spliced from 5 exons.